This is a messenger RNA of Brassica oleracea var. oleracea, 1062 nucleotides long. RefSeq lists its product as uncharacterized. The record is from RefSeq and is a predicted model, not a curated record. The transcript is spliced from 3 exons. Lineage: Eukaryota; Viridiplantae; Streptophyta; Magnoliopsida; Brassicales; Brassicaceae. Bases 1 to 1062 code for a protein of 353 amino acids.
AUGAUUUAUGAGUUCAAGAACAUCCAUGCAAAGAUUGAUGGGAACUAUUCUGACCUCAACAACAAGUACAUGCAACUUGCCUCUCAUCUCAAGGCUUUGGAGAGUCAUGUUUCUUCUAUGCCUUCAUCCUCUAAGCAGCCAAUGGGAUCUCUACUAGGGAAACCAGAAAAGAACUCCAAGGAGUCUUGCAAUGUUGUCUUCUCCACUACUUCUCCAGAGAUUGAGCUGAGUGAUCAUGAGAAAGAGGAGGAUGAGAUUGAAAGACUGGUAUAUAGAACUGAGUUUGGGGAAGUUGAGAGAUUUAUUGUGGCCACAGCUGAAGCACAGAUUGUGAAGGACGCUGUCAGGAAGAUUAAAGGAACGAAUCUGCCAAGAGCUGAGCACAAGGCUGAGAGACAAGUUGAGAAGAGAGCUGACAACAAACUAAAAAAGGUUACGCUAGAGGAAGCAACUAAGGUUGAGCUAUCACCCUAUGAUCAGCUCCAUUUCCCCCAAAGAGUUCUGACCAAAGCUCAGAAGAAGGUGGUCUUCAAGUUCAGGAAAGAUCUUAAUAAUGUUGGGGUCGGGCUUCCAGAAAUCUCGGGUAUGCGUAAAGCUCAUGUCCAGAUGAUGCUCAACAACGACAUUCUAGACCACCAAGCUGAAGUGGCCGAGCUUUUGGACAUCUCCAUUCCGAAGAUUGAUCCACCAAUCCCUCCAAAGUCCCUCCCUAAGCUUGAGUCUCAAGGGAUGUUCACCUUGCCUUGCUACCUUGGGAUUGAGAGCAUGGAGCCAAACACAUCUUCCCUACAGUUUGGAGAUUCAUCUUCUACAACUCCUAUUGGUCUCAUCAAAGACUUCCCUUUGAAGAUUGGAGCAUGCACCAUUCCUAUAGACCUUACUGUUCUGAAGAUGGACUCCAUUCCUUACAACAGUAGGAGCUUGCAUAGACUUUGCCAACAAGAAGGUCACACUCCAUCCUCCAUUGAGAAGACCAAGGCUAAAGGGGUUGGUAUUAAGAAACAAGGUCUUGCUGGAGAGUACUCUAAAGAGCUGUGUGAUGAGCACUUGGAAAAGUGCUAA